GGGAGAGUGGUGACAAUUUCCUUCAUGAGAGGCAGAGCGGCAGCUGACUGGCUGAGAAUAAGUGGCACCAUCGUUGCUGCCUCUGGGAUUGAGCAACGAGCAAGCAUUCAUUGCUUGAAUGGGGAGGAAUUCCCUGAGACAAUUCAAGAGCUGGAUAGGUAUUUGCCUGUCAGGUGGGAACGCCUCUGCAACACACACACAGCCUGCAGCUACAAUGUGAGCCCCUGCCUCUCGCUCUUGCACCUCUCCGCCUAUUCAUUGGCUGCCUGGCUUGUCAAUCCCCGCUGGUGGGCGUUCUUCCGCGGAGCCUGCUGGGAGUUGUAGUCCAUCGGCGCUCGGCUCCGGGAGGAAGGUCCUUGAUGGUAGCGAGUAUCGGAACUCCAACUUCCAGAGUGCGGCGCGGCGCCGGCCGGCGGCAGUGCGGGGAUGGGGAGAGCGCGGCAGACGCCGGUCACCGGGCGGGGAGGCUGGAGGAGCGGGGCUUGCGGUCUGUGGGUCCGGUCUCGGCUCUGGGCCAGGUGAGCCUGCUUAACCCCGACUUCCCCAGAGCUGACCCGCGGGCACGGCGUCGAUGCGGUAUGAAUUACAGAGCGGUGGCGGACUCGGUGGCCGAGAAGCUGCUGGGUUACAGCAGGGAUGAGAGUGGCUGGAGGGCAUGCAAGAGGACGAAUGAAGUUUGUGUAUCCUGGAGACCAUCAUCAGAAUAUUCUGGAAACUUGUACAAAGGUGAAGGGAUAAUUAAAGGUGCACCACAGGAAGUUUGGGAAUGUCUGAAACCAGUGCCUGACGGACUAAGAGUGAAGUGGGACAAAAAUGUUAAAGUGUUUGAGCUGAUUGAGACCAUCGAUGAUACUAUGUCUGUGUGCAGGACUGUUACACCAUCAGCGGCUGUGGGCAUUAUCUCCCCAAGAGACUUUGUGGAUGUCAUUUUAAUCAAACGAUAUGAAGAUGGAACGAUAUCCUCAAAUGCUACUAAUGUGGAACACCCUGGCUGUCCUCCUAAACCUCAUUAUGUGAGGGGAUUCAAUCAUCCCUGUGGAUGUUUUUGUGCUCCCAUUCCAGGGGAGCCACGAAAGACCCACUUGACUACAUUCUUUCAGACUGACCUGGGUGGGUACCUCCCCCAAUCAGUGGUGGACUCUUUCUUUCCAUCUAGUAUGGCUGAGUUUUACAGCAAUCUGUCAAAAGCUGUGAAGACUUUCAAAGCUUGAUGAAUCUCUAUUUUCUGUGCCCCUCCCCAGCAAACCCUCUGAUUUACUUUUGCUGCAUUGAAGAUCAAUUUUUGAUUUGAGGGUAUUUUUGGACUGAUUUUUCAUCUUUUUGAAGAGAAUAACAAUUCCACAAUUAUUUUAAAACAAGGAAUAGAAUGGAGAGCGAAUUUGAGUUUGACAUAAUGAGGACCAAAAAUAGUUGAGCGCUAUGUAUGGGCAUCAAUAAUAAAUUUAAGCAGAAGUAUUUAAAUUUCCAUUAAUUGGGUAUUUAAUUGAGAAUAACUAUGUACUUUUAAAGAUUUUUAAUAAUUUUUAAUCUUAGACUAAAAUUAUUAACUUGCCCGGCAAUGAAUAAUGUACAAUUUUAUUUUUCUAAUUACAUAAAGCACAGGGGGCAGUUCAGCAAAUAGUCCCCUUUAUUUAAAUGAGUUGGAUAUCCUAUUUGUCAAAUGUAAAAUGAAAAGGAUAGAUUACAGCAAAAUAUGUUGUAUUGUGACAUGUUCAGAACUUUGUCAUGACAAGAAUAUCGGCACUAUCUGUUUCACAAUUUUCCACGGCAUUAUCCUGGAGUAGAACUUGAACUACAGAGCAGGCAGUGUCAUUGGAGCCAUACUUAAGUGUGGCCAGGUUGGAUGACCAUAAGCUAGAUUUGUACCUGGAGCAGACGCAGCAUGUACUCCCUGACUGAUCUGAAUUCAAGAGCAAUCCAUGUGGUAAAUCUUCAAAUUAGCAUCUCAAAGCAUUGAAAUUUACAGCCCAGGAGGCAGCCAUUUGGCCCUCGGUAUCUGUGCCAAUAAAAGGCAUGUCUGUUUCUGGAUGGUUAUGUAGUGAAUUAAUUACUUAAAAACUAAACUACUUUCCAAACAACACUCUGCCUCUGUGUUUGCCAUGGGUGAUGAGGAUGGGUGUGGGGGAGAAAAGUCAAGCUGUGGGGUAUUGCUUUACUCAGGGUGAAAAGUAGUGGAGAAAAUGUUGGGAUAUAUCUUCAGGAUUAUUUUCACUCCAGAGUAUUUAAAAAUAAAAUCAAUUCAGAAAUUGAUGCUUUCAUCACCAUCUUCCCAAGCUCCCAAUUUGGGCAUUGGCUCCCUGCAUUGGAAAACUACCAGUGUGACACCAUGACUGUCUGCAGUAUAACUGCUGAUGAAAAACAGUGAGUGGAAUCUAAGUUCACAAUGUGUUUGCAAAUACUGGCAGCAGAACCUCAAGUACGCCACAAGUUUCACAAAAUAUUUAUUCUUCAAUGAGUACUUUCCAGGUGCCCAGCAUUAGCAUUCACAGAGUCGAUGCAUUAUGGAAUACAUUCAUUCCUUCAAGCAACAUGUUUCCUAGUAAUUUGCUAUCUUGCAUGUAAAUGGUGUAUUUGAUACAGUUACAUUUGUCGAAGUGCUCCAAGCAAGAAAUUCUCCAUUUGUAUGAAUGUUUUUAAUUGUCGCAUCACUACAAGCCCUUAGUGAUGCAUAAUCUUCCAAAGGUAUGGAAUUUGAUUGAAUUUGAAUUCUGCUGCCUUAAAGAAAGAUGGUUUAAUUUGCACAGUAUUAGUUCUGUAAACAUAGGCCAGUGAUAUGACACUUUUUUUAAAGAAAACUUGCACUUUUUUAAGGGUUAGUUUUAGAUUUAAUUAUGAGGUGAAUCACUUAUUUAUUUGGAAGUGUCUUUCAUAGCUUCAUAAAUUGAAGAAAUUGUUGUCCCUGUAAUGCAAGUUACUGUGUACUUGAAGUUUAUGCAUUAAAAAUUCAAAUCUCA
Messenger RNA from Pristis pectinata (smalltooth sawfish), 2954 nucleotides. RefSeq names its product StAR-related lipid transfer (START) domain containing 5 (gene stard5). The transcript is spliced from 6 exons. NCBI's taxonomy places the organism in Eukaryota, Metazoa, Chordata, Chondrichthyes, Rhinopristiformes, Pristidae. The coding region runs from base 360 to 1211 and encodes 283 amino acids. Gene Ontology annotation, molecular function: lipid binding. The record is from RefSeq and is a predicted model, not a curated record.